This is a messenger RNA of Aplosporella prunicola CBS 121167, 786 nucleotides long. RefSeq lists its product as uncharacterized. The record is from RefSeq and is a predicted model, not a curated record. NCBI's taxonomy places the organism in Eukaryota, Fungi, Ascomycota, Dothideomycetes, Botryosphaeriales, Aplosporellaceae. The transcript is spliced from 2 exons. Bases 1 to 786 code for a protein of 261 amino acids.
AUGCCUCGGCGUUGGUCUGGCACCACCGACACGCCUUGGGUCACUGGCCUCAGUGCCGGGCUCUUUCUGGUCAGCAUAGCUAUUAUCAAAGGAGCAAAUGUCUUUGGUCAGCAAGUCGCAGAGAUGAUUCCAACUGCUUACAACCGUUCUUGCCAUAAUGAUCCUGACACUUUCCCCACUGCUACCCUCAGCGCAAGUCCUGGCGCAGUGCCCCAACCCGACCAUGUCUUCCUAAGCACCACCACAGUCAGCACGCCCUUAAACAUGACGCACAGCGCAUCCCCUCUUCCCACACGUCAAGGACAUAGAGCCGCCAAGUCAACCCCAGCUGAAAACAGUGUAAACUGGAUCGACCACCUCAGCGCCAUCGCUGUAGACAGCGACAUCGAAGAAUACGUCACUCUAAUCGGCAACAUCCUCCACCACCUCCAACCCCGCUACGGUCGCUUCUUUGUCUUUGCGUCUGUGUCCAUCUUGUCCAUCACUGCACAGCGCAUCGUCUUGUCCCUCCACCAUCUUAUCCGCUCUGCUAUGGACGAGAUAGCCGAUAGAUUUGCAGCAGCUCCCGCAGAUGUAAAAGAGGACGUCCGUCUCGCACUAGGUCUUUUGCUAGCAUUCUUCUACGCGCGACCAGAAGUCGAAAGAAACCUCACUGACCUGGCGAUCCACGAUGGCUGGGCACAGAUGAUGGCGGGCCAGGUGCGCGAAGUGCUCCGUUCCUGCACUGGAGUUUGCGGGUUUCCGUGCCUUGCAUUCGGUGGUACGGCACUCUUGCUGAUUCGGUGA